This is a messenger RNA of Brugia pahangi, 732 nucleotides long. The record is from the annotation of a GenBank genome assembly. NCBI's taxonomy places the organism in Eukaryota, Metazoa, Nematoda, Chromadorea, Rhabditida, Onchocercidae.
AUGGUGGCUGAUGACAACACCCAUUCGAUCAGUGAAAUAUUAGUCAAUAAGCUAAUUAUCAGAGGGCAACUAAAAUCAGCAACGGCGAUAUCCAAAAGCGAUAGUCAGUUGAAAGUGGAUAAAGAAUCAAGAGUCCAACAAGAGACUAAUGUAAAGGUGGAACAACAACGUGGUGGUUUUCGGAAAUUACUGAUGCGAAUUAGUGAAAAAAUUGGUACCACAGAAAAGACUGAGUACACCAAAUGCUUCACUGAUAUGUGCAAGGAAGUGGACGAAUACAGAGUUAUAAUCGAGGAUAUAGCACAACAAUUAAUUUCUAUUCUUCAACAAGAUCCACGUUAUGUGCCAAAACCACCCGGUAAGAUGGAAAUUGAAGCUCCGCCGCAGGAAGAUCCUUUUGAAUUAUUGGAAAUGGCGCUUAAGAUAACAAGCAAUCAGAUGGAGUCAAAAAAAGAAGUUGAACAAAUCCAAAUCUCAGCACUUAAACUUGCAUCAUUAAAUCGUGAAUAUCAUCGAAAAGGUCGCCGAGCCAUACACAACAUUCGGACGUUCAUUAACGUCGAUUACGAAAAUAUUCGAGACGCAAGGAACAUGUUGGAGAAAUUUCGCCAAGAGCUUGAUUUUGCGAAGUAUGAACUGAGAGGUGCUAAGACUCCUGAAACAAUUCAAGUGAACAACGCCCUUUAUGCUGACGCACUCAAAAAUUUCCAGAAACAGUUGUGUGAUGUAUGA